GGAGGAGGAAGAAAAAAAGGGGGAGGAAGAUUAAAAAAAAAGGAGGAGGAGAAUAAGGAGGAGGCAGCGGUUACGUGGUGCUGCUGUGGGGCGAGCUGCUGCCGCCGCCACCACCGAGGGCAGGGGGCGGGCGGAGGGACCAUGCCGCCGCCGCGGUAAUUGAGAAUGGGUCCUCAACGAUGCUAAGUCUACAAUGGGAAGUGUCACGCUUCGCUAUUUCUGCUAUGGGUGCCUUUUCACAUCAGUGACCUGGACACUUCUGCUCUUUGUUUAUUUCAACUUCAGUGAAGAAAAUCAGUCCUUCAAGAAUGUGCCCGUCAAGGGGCUGGAACCUCAGAGGCCAUUUCCAAAAAAAUUCUACCCCCGUUUUACCCGGGGGCCAGUUCAUUUACCUGAAUUGCAACAGAAAGAGAAUAAGAUUGGAAAUCCUCUUGGAAAUCAUGUCCAGGACCCAGUGAAGGGGGAGGUAGACUUCUCUCCUGAAAUGGGAAUGAUUUUUAAUGAAGAAGAUCAGGAAGUAAGAGACUUGGGCUACCAGAAGCAUGCGUUCAAUAUGCUCAUCAGUAACCGGCUGGGAUACCACAGGGAGGUACCAGAUACAAGAGAUGCAAAAUGUAGAGAGAAGUCCUACCCUUCUGAUCUGCCAUCUGCCAGUGUUAUCAUCUGUUUCUACAAUGAAGCACUUUCUGCCCUGCUUCGCACAGUACACAGCGUCCUCGAUCGCACUCCUGCACACCUUCUUCAUGAAAUUAUUUUGGUGGAUGACAACAGUGAAUUGGCUGACUUGAAGAAAGACUUGGUUGACUAUGUUAAAACUCAGCUUCCAAAAACAACAAAACUGGUAAGAAAUGAGAAGCGGGAAGGCUUGAUUCGAGGAAGGAUGGUUGGAGCCUCUCAUGCCACAGGAAAGGUGCUGGUAUUCCUGGACAGCCACUGUGAGGUGAAUGAGAUGUGGCUGCAGCCGCUGCUGACUCCGAUCAGCGAAGACCGCAGGACUGUGGUGUGCCCCGUGAUUGACAUAAUCAGCGCUGACACGCUCACCUACAGCUCCUCCCCGGUUGUGCGUGGGGGGUUUAACUGGGGCCUGCACUUCAAGUGGGAUCUCGUUCCUGCGUCAGAACUGGAAGGACCCGAGGGAGCUACGGCUCCGAUCAAGUCACCUACUAUGGCAGGAGGCCUGUUUGCCAUGGAUCGUGAGUACUUUAAUGAACUUGGACAGUAUGAUAGUGGCAUGGACAUCUGGGGAGGAGAGAAUCUGGAAAUAUCUUUUCGGAUCUGGAUGUGUGGAGGCAGACUCCUGAUCAUCCCCUGCUCCAGGGUGGGACACAUUUUCCGUAAAAGACGUCCCUACGGCUCACCACGAGGCCAGGACACCAUGGCUCACAACUCCUUGAGGCUGGCACAUGUGUGGAUGGAUGAAUACAAGGAGCAGUAUUUUGCUUUGAGACCUGAGCUAAGGACGAGGAACUAUGGAAACAUUACCGACCGUGUAGAAUUGAGAAAAAGAUUGAACUGCAAAUCAUUUAAGUGGUAUUUAGAUAACAUCUAUCCUGAGAUGCAAAUAUCUGGGCCCAAUGCCAAAGCUCCGCAGCCAGUUUUUAUUAAUAGAGCACAGAAACGACCAAAAAUAAUCCAGCGUGGAAGGCUGUAUCACCUUCAAACCAACAAAUGCCUGGUUGCCCAGGGCCACCCGAGUCAGAAAGGAGGCCUGGUAGUGGUUCGGGAAUGCGACUACAACGAUCAGAACCAGGCUACUUUUGCUCUGUGAAUACUUGAAAAAUACACGGUACUGCUCAGUAAGAGGAAGGAUCAAGGUGAACUCUACUUGGGGGAGCAUGCAAAGGGCUGGGAAACAAAACUGAGCCUUCUUGAGACUCAUUGUCACAGCUCUUUUGACUGGAAGGUGGUUGUCUGUGUAAUUUUGUAGUUAGAAAUAGCACAAGUAGGAGAGGUGAGAGGAUUCAGUAGUGCAAAAAGCCUGAAGCAACAGAAGCUGAGAUUCACAAAUACUGAAUGUGAAUUUUGCAAGCUGAAGACUAACGUGGAAUGGAAAGUUGUAGUUGAGGUGUGGUCGAGUGGAGGGAGUGCCAAGCUUGCCGAAGUAAACUCUCCUUCUUGUCUGACCUCCUUCUGAACACCAUAAAAACUCAGGUGUCAAAGGAGUCUAAAAAUACUUAAGGACUUGAAAAGAUCAGACGUGAUCUCUCAUGAUUUCAUCUUGCAUGAAAAGAAGCCUUAAAAAACGAACCGUGGAGUGGAUUCUACUCAAAACCAUCAUGUCUAAGGUUAAUCAGAUGGUGAGGAGAUGUCAAGGAUGCUGGAGUACUUUGUACUAGAGCCUGCCCCAAAGGAAAAGAAGUGAGUUACUGACAAACUUGGAAGAGGAGCAUUGAAGAAUGAAGGUUUUGGAAGGAAGCAUAAUGGCCAACACAGGACUAACCGGUGGGAGUGUUUGUGAUCUGGCAUUGGGCUGAUCUGGCAUGGGUUUGUCAUCUGUCUGAUGCCUGCUUGCCUUUUCCCGACCCAACUGCUUAAAGCCAAGUUCCUUUUCCAAAAAAUCUCCUCACAGGCUGCUGAGUUAUGUGUAUUUUUCUACUCCUGCUUAGAAAGAGGUUAUUCUCCUCUGUGCAUUUGCUUCAUUUGGAUAAUUCCAGGUUUCUAUAACUUAGCAACAUCUUAAGCUUUAAAAAUACGACUGUCGCCAGUCAGGCUGGGAAGUGGCCAGGUCUGCGAGCGUGUGCCUCUGUGCUCUGUUCAGCGGGACUCUGAAAGAGAACAGAUUUGGGCAGGAAAAAAAAACUCAGAAAAGCUCUGUUAACACUGCUGUAGAACUUCAUAAAUGUCAGCAUGCACACUUCAGUCUCUGGACCACGUGUCUGGAGUGUGAAGCUAUGCCAGUUGGCCAGCCCUGCCUUUUCCUACACCCCUUGGCACUCUGAAAGCCAAAGGGCAGCCUGGUGCUUCCAUACAGCCUUGAAAUAUUUGUUCCUUAGGCAGCAGAGGGAAGCUCCCUGCCCCUACUGCAGCUUCCUUGGUUUGUUUAUUUGCCCUAGGUUGGGGUCCUGGGUUUUAAUGCAGUUGCCUGUAUUGAUGUUGGACCUUAAGUCUUACAUAGUUGACUCGAUUUCUCAAAAGGAGAUGGUAAUGUGGGGUCAUCCUCCUAGGCUGAGGCACCACUUGAGCCCUCUCCUCACUUGAAUUUCCUCUAGGAGUUCAGCUGGCUGUUAGAUGUUUACAUUAAUCACUGUGUGAAUCUUCUACUGAAGGAAAAAAAAAAAACAAACAAACACAAAAACACUCAUGUGGCCCUGUGUCUCUUUAUUAUGAUUUAUAUAUUUAAAAAAAAAAACCCUCUGUGCUGUAUAGGGGUUUAUGGAGCAAAGCAAAUGCUGGCAAGGGGCCUAUCCUGCACCAUUCACCAACCUAAAUCCUAUUUAACCCUAACUUAGAUCACUGGUGGCGUGGGGAGAAGUUUCUCCUUAACAUCUGCCUCUUUGCUUGUAUUUGAAAAUAGAAGCAGGCUGUCACAGUCUGCUUGCAUCCCAGUUUUUCCCUUUGCCUCCAGUGAAAAGGGUGAGAGCUCUGCGGCAUGUGCAGCAGUCAGGGUGGCCCUGGGGACAGCAA
Anas platyrhynchos (mallard) is the source of this 3624-nucleotide messenger RNA. It is a transcript of the gene GALNT11, whose product is annotated as polypeptide N-acetylgalactosaminyltransferase 11. Lineage: Eukaryota; Metazoa; Chordata; Aves; Anseriformes; Anatidae. The record is from RefSeq and is a predicted model, not a curated record. Gene Ontology annotation, molecular function: polypeptide N-acetylgalactosaminyltransferase activity; Notch binding. Gene Ontology annotation, cellular component: Golgi apparatus. Gene Ontology annotation, biological process: regulation of Notch signaling pathway; protein O-linked glycosylation.